Messenger RNA from Cyclospora cayetanensis, 1662 nucleotides. Its product is annotated as lissencephaly-1 homolog. NCBI's taxonomy places the organism in Eukaryota, Apicomplexa, Conoidasida, Eucoccidiorida, Eimeriidae. Bases 1 to 1662 code for a protein of 553 amino acids. The transcript is spliced from 11 exons. Gene Ontology annotation, molecular function: protein binding. The record is from RefSeq and is a predicted model, not a curated record.
AUGGCGCUCAGGGCACGGCAGGAGCAGCAGCUCCACCUCGCCAUUGCCCUCUAUCUCGAGUCGAAGUUUCCAGAGGCCUACAGGGUCUUUGAACGAGAGGCACAUAUCGACUUUUCUGCUGCCAGCGCCACCACUCGCGGGGAGGAAAAGUUUGACGGCGAAACUCUCCCCAAGCGAUGGGCGGCUACUGCGCGUCUACAGGCUCGUGUGACGGUGCUGCAGCGCCAGUUGCAGCAGCAAGAGCAACAGUUGAGUCUCUUCACGUCUGCGGCCGCUGGGUCGGGCAGCAAGAAGACUGCGGGUCUCCCAAGUUUGAAGCCUUCUUACGUCUUGUCAGCGCAACGGCAGCCCGUCACCAGUUGCGCUUUUCACCCUCUUCUUCCCCAACUUUUGGUGGGGGCAGACGAUGGCAACGUUCGUGUCAUACACAUCGAGGGGAACCUCAGUGCCACCAUCUCCAAGACCUUCAGAGCCCACAGCGCCUCUGUCACGGAUCUGGCGUUUGACCCUUCGGGCCGCUGGUUGGCAACGUGUUCAAGUGAUAUGACCCUUCGUCUGUUUGACGUCCAGACGAAUUACACACUGAAGGAAACUUUGCAAGGUCACGAAGACUCAGUCUCGGCCGUCGUAUUCUUCACAAUGGAAAGCAACAAGUCUGCGGCUGCAUCGCGUCCGGGGGAGCUGCGCUCUCUUUCCAACAGAGGGACGUCAUCUCCCCACCUUCCUCCUGAAGGUGCAGCGUCUGAAGACAGCGCGUGCAUCCUUUCUUGCUCCCGCGACGGUUGCAUAAAGCUGUGGGAUGCGCAGUCUGCCCUUUGCCUCAAGACUUUCUCGUCCUCAGACUCCUCGGGUGGCUGGGGAGGCGGGUCUGGGCUGGGGACGGGAGGCGCAUGGCUGCGCUGUCUCUGCGUGCCAGAGAAAAAGCUGCGAGCUGCUCCUUUUUUCGCUUCUGGCGGGAACGACCAAAGGAUUGUUAUUUGGCGGCCGGAUUUCUCCUCAUCGGUCCGCGAGCUCACGGGCCACGAGCACGUGAUUGAGUCAGUUACAUUUGCAACGGAGGCGAUGCUUCGCCAUCUGCAUGCGCACAAAAAGGCGCCUCCCCCUUUGCCCGCCUCCAUGCUGGAUUUAAAGACUCUGCAAGACGCGGAACGCGAAGAGAGGGAGUCGCAUAUUCUGCGAGUUGCUGGCCUUGUUCUUAUUUCCAGCAGCCGCGACAAAACCAUCCGCAUUUGGGAUGUUAUUGGAGGCAGCUGCAUGCAGACCCUCAUAGGUCAUGACAAUUGGGUGCGUCAAGUGGUAGUCCAUCCGACUGGCGAGCAUGUCAUAUCAUGCAGCGAUGACAGGACUAUCCGGACUUGGAACGUGCUGACAGGGCACUGCGAUCGGCUCAUAGAGAGGGCACAUUCCCAGUUCGUUACGUGCCUAGCCUACGACGCAAAGGCCGAUCUUCUGGCCAGUGCCUCUCUGGACGCGACUGUAAAGCUAUGGACCUGCAGAGAUAGCAGCGGAGAAGAUGCAGCGGAAUCAGGCGGCACAGUCGACGGGACGGCCCCUUCCCCGAAGGAGGAAUACGCAAGAGAGACAGAGGGGGAGGCACCCUUUGCUGGACACGACCCCCAUGGCAAACAUUGUCUUCAGCUUGAAAGCCGCUUGCGUCAAUGA